This is a messenger RNA of Dovyalis caffra, 1551 nucleotides long. NCBI's taxonomy places the organism in Eukaryota, Viridiplantae, Streptophyta, Magnoliopsida, Malpighiales, Salicaceae. The record is from the annotation of a GenBank genome assembly.
AUGAGCGGGUUCUCUCUGAUGACUGAAGAGAUUAUGCAAAACAUACUCUCAAGGUUACCAGCUUUGACAUUUGCAUAUGCUACCUGUGUUGACAAACGCUGGUACAAAACAUGCAGCCAAAUACUCAAAAGGCCCAAGCUAGCGUCUGCUCUCUCCCUCAACCCUUCUGUCCAUGAUGCUGUGGAAGAGGUUAUUGAGCAGGUUCUCUCUGAGCCUAUUCGUCCACACUUUGCUAUUGCCUGUAUCUGUAAGCAGUUCAACUUGGAACUGACUCAUGGACUGAUAAUUAAAAAACUAGGUUCAAACAUCCCAAUCAUUACUAAUGUUGCCAGUGGAAUCAUUGGUGUUGAUGGCCUUGCUGAUGAAUUGUAUGAGGAAAAAUGGGAGUCAACAACUGGUGGUCCUAAUUCACAAGUAUCAGAUACAGCUGAACGAGGAUUAGUUUUGCUUGUUGGAUUUUUACCUGGACUCAAAAUCGGCACUAUUCCACUGUUACGAUCGAGGAAGGAAUCCGAUACCUUGGCUGACAAAUUUGUGAUGGAUAUUUUCCAUUACACAGCUGUUGUAUCAGAUUGUGCAGCCCCUACUGGGAUCAUAUUAUUUGGAGAUAAAGCCGCUGACAUGAAACCUAUUGUUGCAAAGAUGGAUUCUGCAAUGCCAGAAGAAACAGUCAUUGUAGGCGAUGCAAGUGCAGACUUCAUUUUUAGAAAUGGGGAUAAUUCUCUAAACCAUCUUGCGCAUUCUUGCCACUUUCAAGCUGUUGCUCUUGUAUUUGCAAGGGAUAGAUACAAGCCUGAAGGAGAAAUUCAAUUCCACGUCACAAUGUCAAAAGGUGUAAUGCCAUUUGGUCCCAAACUUGAGGCAGUUUGGGUUCUACAGAAAGAUUUAGAGCAUUCAUGGCUCAGUGCAAAACUGGAAGGGCAGGAUGGCAUUGUGGCUGCCGGGGAGAUUGUAAAUGAUAUCAAACAACAGUUUAUGGACGCAGAAAUGUCAGCUGAUAUUUACAUUGGUGUCACAAAAGAAACUAAACGCACCAAUGAUUCGGGAAAUUUGGUGCCAGGAAAAUAUUUGGAUUUCUACGAAGUCAGAGGAGGAGGAGACCGUUACUUUUUUGUCAAUGGUGUUGGCAUCCAACGUGGUGAUUCCUUCCUAUUUUACCAGGCAGAUUCUGAAACUGCUUCAUCAACGUGUGAUCAUGCCUUUAACAAACUUUUAGCUAUGAAGGCAGAACUGAAAAGCAAAAAUUAUCUUCAUUUGAGCAAGUUUGCCGACAAUGAUGAUAAGAAAGAAGUGCUCGGUGGUUUCAUUUUCUCUUGCUAUCGUCGUGGUGAGUCAUUCUUCGGAGACCCGUUUGUUGAUAGCUAUCCGUUCUGUGACAGCUUUCCUACUGCUCCAGUAGCAGGAAUAUUCUGCAGAGGAGAAAUUGGAAGGGGCCCCAAAAGCUUGAUGAAUGAAGAAUAUGAAGAUGAAAACUCCCCUAGAUGCUGUCUACAUGUUUACAGCACCAUAUAUUUGGUUAUGUCGUAUCUUCCACCACCUUUAGAGAAUUAA